Xyrauchen texanus (razorback sucker) is the source of this 2925-nucleotide messenger RNA. Its product is annotated as transforming acidic coiled-coil-containing protein 3-like. The record is from RefSeq and is a predicted model, not a curated record. The transcript is spliced from 16 exons. Bases 116 to 2845 code for a protein of 909 amino acids. Gene Ontology annotation, cellular component: cytoplasm. Gene Ontology annotation, biological process: cell population proliferation; mitotic spindle organization; cerebral cortex development. Lineage: Eukaryota; Metazoa; Chordata; Actinopteri; Cypriniformes; Catostomidae.
AUUUGAAACGUUUCAAACGGGAGGAAGUUAUAAACUUGCAACAACUUUUUGUUGAUCGCGCUCGUUAUCCGAGAAGAAACGGGUUUUGUGUUAAAUUUGAGCCUUUUGAAAAAGUAUGAGUUCUGUUGCGGAGAAGGAAAAUCAGGGAGUGUGUGCUGUAUGGAAGAACAGCAGUUCUGAAGACACUUGUGACAUUUUCUCUUUGGAUCAGCCUAUGGGCAGGCCCUCAAUCCUGCGGCAGUCACAGGCUGACAACAUCAAGACUGCAAAUAAAGGAGCAAAGGUUUGUUUCCAAACUCCACGGCGAGACCCAGUCACAAAGAGGAUUAUGUCCCCAAGCCGCACCAGCAGGAUCACCAGCCAGGAGGACCGCACAAAUACACUGGAGAUUCAAACAUCUAAUGACCAGGUGUUUAAUAGCACUUCUACCACCCCAAUCAACAUUCAGAGUCACAGUGUUGCCUAUCCUGAUGAAGACAUGCCUCUUCAGAUCAGAGGAGCCUACAUACUUGACCUUGGCAACCUAGAUGCCAUCAACCCUUUUCAGGAGUCCAAUAAAAUGGCGAAUUCCCCUCAGAAAUCUCUAUUAGGAAAUUCCCCUUCCAAAUCUCUAUUGGCAAAUUCCAAUCCUAAAUCUUCUGUUGAACCUGUGACUUCUGACCUUAUAGAGUCAGAAUCAAAUGCAGCCCCUAUAUCUGCACCUGAGGAUGAAAAGAAGGUUCCAGAGGUGAUGGAGACUGCACUUGAUGAGACUCUUCCUUUUGUUCCAUCAGUGGAGAAUUCCCUUGUAGAUUGUUCUGCUGACAUAUCUUCAGCAGAGGCCACUGUCAUCAUCAAGAAUGAGAACAUUGAGAAGAUCGCCGCAGACACUGAGGUUUCUGAUAUUAUGGAGUCAGUGAAAGUAUCUCCGCAGAUUCCUGUUAUGGAAAACCAACCAGAGGCCCAAGAAUUGCCACUACCCCCUGCAGGAUCAUACAACGUAGACUUUGACAACCUCGAUUUGCUCAACCCAUUCCAAACUGGUGGCUCAAAGAUCCCAAACUCUCCUGUGCUUGGCAAGGGAUUAGCUGUUCCUAAUCCACUCCUGCCAAGCCAAGAAGGCAAGUGUGAACUGGAGAUCUCAGUCCAGGCCUCUCUAACAGCCACCGAUGCUCCAAUGCCAUCUCAGGAGAAUUUCACCAUCACUGAAGGCUCCUCAUCUGCAGCGCCCCAUAAAGAGAACCAGAUACUACUGGAGUUUAAUUUUGAUGAUGGUGCUGAAGUAAAGUGCAAACCUCCUCCAAAACGACUUGGGGUUAAGAGACCUGCAGGACACAAACCUGUCACCAAAAAACUUGACGCACCAGUGACGGAGAAGAAAGAACCACAACCCAAGCAGGUGUCCCCUACGAACCCUGAGGAGACCGAACCUGUGGACGUUCCUCCUGCUAAAGGUUCUUAUGCCUUUGAUUUUGACAAGUUUGAUGACCCAGACUUUAACCCAUUUGGCACAAAGGCUAAGAUGGGGAACUCACCUCCACGUACCGUCCAGACUAGCCCAGUUUUGACAAAGACAGCAGCCAUUCCAGUUCAGCUGCCUGAGGCCCCUGCACAGGAUGAACCGCCUGAGUGCCGGUCUGCCCAGGCUGCUUUUAAAACUGAUGAAACAAUGGCAGAAACUGAGCUUGCUGCUAUUGUACAGCAAACUGAAGAUGUGGGGUCAUUUGCCACCUCCCACAAUAGCCCAGCCCCUCAGGAGCCAGAAGGCACAGCGACCCCAGAACCCAGGCCAGACCUUCAGAACCAGAUCUGUGACUUUGGUGUGGCAACACCAAGUGAAGAAGAGUUUGUGCAUGGUGCAUUGUUCAUGCCAGGAGGAGAUUUUGAUGGGCAGAUUGAUUACUUGGAGCAGUUUGGAUCAAGCAUUUUCAAGGAGUCAGCCUUGCGGAAACAGUCACUGUAUUUGAAGUUUGACCCACUGCUGAAAGAUAGUCCAAAGAAAACCGAAAUGGAGAGUGGUAACUCUGGAUUCAACAUGCCACGCCCUUCCCUUGCUAUCAGAAUGAUGGAGGCUGCAAAAUCUGAGGGAAAGCGGAAGUCUCAGUGUGACAGUAUGAAGCUGCUAGAUGAUCUGCCUCCACCAGCAGUGGAGACUGUGGUGCCAGAUUCAACUGUUCUGGACUUACUAGUUCCCACAUUUACACAGCCGUUGAAGACGGAGGACUCAAUCAUAGAGGUUCUGAAGUACAGUCAGAAAGACAUGGAUGCUGCACUUCAGAAAGCAGACAGACUGGCAGAGGAGCGGCAAAAAGAGCUGCAGUCUCAGAUUGAAGCAGUGCGUCUGGAGAAUCAGCACAUGUUGUUUAUAGUGUCAGAGUUUGAAGUCACCAUCACUCAGAUCACAGAUGAGCAUAAACAGAAGGAAGAUGUGGCUAAAACGGAGUUGGAACGAGCCCUUCAUGAAAAAGAUCAGCUGGCCAAAGACUUGAAUGAUUUGGAACGAUCCUUCUCCUCUGUUGUCAAACGCCUUGACAGAUGCAAGGAGGUUAUCGAGGGAUUCAAAAAGAAUGAGGAGACUCUGAAACAGUACGCUCAUAAUUGCAUGGACAGACUGCAGAAAGAAGAAAAGCGUUAUCAAGCUCUUAAAGGCCAUGCUGAGGAGAAACUAGAUCAAGCAAAUAAGGCGAUAGCAGAGGUGCGCACUAAGCAGGGCGCAGAGGUGGCAGCUCUUCAAGUGCAACUCAAGCGAGAACAGCUGAAAGUUCAGUCCCUAGAGAAGGAUCUGGAACAAAAGGCUAAAGAAGUUAAAGAUGUUACAGAACUCUGUGAUGAGCUGCUCCUUAAAGUACAGAAGCAUGGCUUUUAAUUUGUUUGCCUUUUAUCUGUGUUGUUCGUUGUGUUAUUUGUGUUCAUUAUAUGUAGUUUUAAUAAAUAAUAAAUGGAGAA